Molecule: messenger RNA, 8969 nt
Organism: Meriones unguiculatus (Mongolian gerbil)
Lineage: Eukaryota; Metazoa; Chordata; Mammalia; Rodentia; Muridae
Gene: Dsel
Product: dermatan sulfate epimerase like
Exons: 2
Coding region: 1454-5077 (1207 amino acids)
Molecular function (GO): chondroitin-glucuronate 5-epimerase activity; sulfotransferase activity
Source: RefSeq, a predicted model, not a curated record
CCCGCCCUCCGGUCCGCGUCGCCUUUUCUCGCCCUGCCCGGGCCAGGCAGCCACAGCGAGCUCGGCCGAGAACGUGGCCCCGGCGGCCUCGGGCCUCGGGUCACCGGCGCGCCCCGGAGGGCAGCGCUUCGACAGCGCCCGCCGCCCGCGGGCUGCCUCUCGGCGGCCGAGCCUUCGUCGCCGGCGCCCGGCGUUCUCCUGGGGCGGGCGUGUCUGGGCUCCGAGCAUCCUCCCCCAGAUCCGGCCCUGCCGACCCUCGGCGCCGAGACCGGACGGUGGGGCCAGAGAAGGCGCGCGCGCGAGGCAGCCCUCCCCUCCCGCAGGAGGUCCCGGCGCCGGCGAGGACCCCCCCGCCCUCCCGCCCCGCAGCACCCGGGAGGCGGCCGCGCCGGGAGAGCCCGCGCCGGGAGACGCCCACGCCCGGGGAGCCCGUGCCCGGGGAGCCCGCCCGGCGGGUGCCCCCGGGUUCGCGGUCACCCGCCGCCGGGGGCGUUCGGAGCCCCUGGGGUCCGCAGGCCCGCCCCCGGAGGACCGCGGUUUCCUGAACUCCCUUCCUUCGCCUGGGUUGGGGCCCAGCCCAGCCUCCAACGCUGUGAGAGAGGAGUGACACGAAAAAGGAAGAGGAAAUUCAGUGUUGCUGAAAGUGGAAUUAUUUUCCUCAGUUGGUGGGAUAUUUUCAUGAUUGCAAGAAGAGCACCAAGAGAUUGACAACGCCAGAUGCUUUCAGAGGUACAGACAGACUUGAUGAAAGAAGAUUUGUAAAGACUUUAGAAAGAAGUUUGAAGUGAAGGCAGAAAUUUUGAUCUUAUUUGUCCACCAUGUAGGACUUUGACCACUUGUUCAGAAUAUUUUUCUCCCCAAAAUGGAAGAAAAAAAACAGUUGACAAACCAUUAUGCUUGAGGCUCUGUGAGAACUAAUAAUGAAUUCUGCCAGCUCUGAGAAUGACAAUACUUUAUCAUCUUCUUUUGGGGAACAGACAGAAACGUACCUUGUGUGUGGUUAAUUUAAUCACUAAGAAUGGUUUCUUGUUCUAUAUGCUAAAUAAUGACUUCAUUUGAAUUUUGGAAUUUUUUUUUUGUUUUCUCUUUUCACAUGACCUUUCAUGUUAAUUAGAUUUACAUAAAGAGAAUAAAUGCUGGGUUCAUUGUAUUUUCUGACUACACUGAUGUUUUCUGUGCAUUAUGGAGAUAUUGGAGGCAUUACUAUUCCUUGAAGUUUUGUUUUAUUGGGAGCAAAACUGUGCCAGGGACACAGACAUGCUAUAUAAUUUUCUCUUUAUAGCAACUUUCCUGGCCUUGGAUGAGCUGACUGUCACCUGGAUUUCACAGCCUGUGAGGUAUAAAGUCUGUUUUCUCUAGAUCUUUAACUUAUGACUCAUAGUAACCAGAUGGGAAACUCACUGAACACUGUGCUCAACCCGAAUGCCUAAGGAAAAGAUCUUCCCCAUGGAUCAUGGCGUUAAUGUUUACAGGACACUUCCUAUUUUUAACCUUGACGAUGUGUAGUUUGUCUACUUGUGAAGAAUCUGUGAGCAAUUAUUCUGAAUGGGCAGUUUUCACAGAUGAUAUGCAAUGGUUUAAGACACAGAAAGUACAAGAUCUCAAACCGAACCAAAAACUUCAUCCAAGCUUAUAUUUUGAUGCUGGAGAUAUACAGACAAUGAAACAAAAAUCUCGUACAAGCCAUUUGCAUCUUUUUAGAGCUAUCAAAAGUGCAGUGACGAUUAUGCUGUCCAACCCAUCAUACUACCUACCUCCACCCAAGCAUGCUGAUUUUGCUGCCAAGUGGAAUGAAAUAUAUGGUAAUAACCUUCCUCCUUUAGCAUUGUACUGUUUAUUAUGUCCAGAAGACAAAGUUGCCUUUGAAUUUGUCAUGGAGUACAUGGACAGGAUGGUUAGCUACAAAGACUGGCUGGUUGAGAAUGCACCAGGGGAUGAGGUCCCAGUUGGCCAUUCUUUAACAGGCUUUGCCACUGCCUUUGACUUUUUAUAUAAUCUGUUAGGUAAUCAUAGAAAACAAAAAUACCUAGAAAAAAUAUGGAUCGUUACUGAGGAAAUGUAUGAAUAUUCCAAGAUUCGUUCAUGGGGCAAGCAACUUCUUCAUAACCACCAAGCUACAAACAUGGUGGCGUUACUCAUAGGGGCCUUGGUUACUGGAGUAGAUAAAGAAUCUAAAGCAUACAUAUGGAAACAAGUUGUUGUUGAUGUGAUGGAAAAGACUAUGUUUCUUUUGAACCAUAUUGUAGAUGGCUCUUUGGAUGAAGGUGUGGCCUAUGGAAGCUAUACGUCCAAAUCAGUUACACAGUAUGUUUUCUUGGCACAACGCCAUUUUAACAUCAACAACUUGGAUAAUAACUGGUUAAAAAUGCACUUUUGGUUUUAUUAUGCUACACUUUUGCCGGGCUAUCAAAGAACUGUAGGCAUAGCAGAUUCCAAUUAUAAUUGGUUUUAUGGUCCAGAGAGCCAGCUAGUUUUCCUGGAUAAGUUUGUUUUAAGGAAUGGAGCUGGAAAUUGGUUAGCUCAGCAAAUUAGAAAGCAUCGACCUAAGGAUGGGCCAAUGGUCCCUUCCACUGCGCAAAGGUGGAGUACCCUUCAUACUGAAUACAUUUGGUAUGAUCCAAAGCUCACUCCACAGCCUCCUGCUGACUUUGGCACUGCAAAAAUGCACACAUUUCCUAACUGGGGUGUUGUGACCUACGGCGGUGGCUUACCAAACACACAGACCAAUACCUUUGUGUCUUUUAAAUCUGGGAAACUAGGGGGACGAGCUGUGUAUGACAUAGUUCACUUUCAGCCCUAUUCCUGGAUUGAUGGAUGGAGAAGCUUUAAUCCAGGACAUGAACAUCCAGAUCAAAAUUCAUUUACUUUUGCCCCCAAUGGGCAAGUAUUUGUUUCCGAGGCUCUUUAUGGACCGAAGCUGAGCCACCUUAACAAUGUAUUGGUGUUUGCCCCAUCACCGUCUAGCCAGUGUAAUCAGCCCUGGGAAGGUCAGCUGGGAGAAUGCACACAGUGGCUCAGGUGGACUGGUGAAGAGGUUGGUGAUGCAGCUGGGGAAGUUGUUACCGCCUCUCAACAUGGAGAAAGGAUGUUUGUGAGCGGGGAAGCAGUAUCUGCCUAUUCCUCAGCAAUGAGACUGAAAAGUGUCUAUCGUGCUUUGCUUCUUUUAAAUUCUCAGACGCUGCUUGUUGUUGAUCAUAUUGAAAGGCAAGAAGCUUCCCCAAUAAAUUCUGUCAGUGCCUUCUUUCAUAAUUUGGACAUCGAUUUUAAAUACAUCCCAUACAGGUUUAUGAAUAGGUAUAACGGGGCCAUGAUGGAUGUGUGGGAUGCACACUAUAAAAUGUUUUGGUUUGAUCACCAUGGCAACAGUCCUGUGGCUAAUAUACAGGAAGCAGAACAGGCUGCUGAAUUUAAGAAAAGGUGGACUCAGUUUGUUAAUGUUACAUUUCCUAUGGAAUCCACAAUUACAAGAAUUGCUUACGUAUUUUAUGGUCCGUAUGUCAAUGUUUCCAGCUGCAGAUUUACUGACAGUUCCGGUUCUGGACUUCAGAUUUCUCUAAAUGUCAAUAAUACUGAACAUAGUGUUUCUGUUGUCACUGACUACCAAAACCUGAAAAGCAGAUUUAACUACCUGGGAUUUGGUGGUUUUGCUAGCGUGGCUAAUCAAGACCAUAUAACCCGAUUUGGUUUGGGCACUCAAGCAAUAGCAAACACUGUAAGACAUGACAGAGUUGUUUUCCCCUUUGGGUUUAAAUUUAAUAUAGCAGUUGGAUUCAUUUUAUGUAUUAGUUUGGUUAUUUUAACUUUUCAAUGGCGGUUUUACCUUUCCUUUAAAAAGCUAAUGCGCUGUGUAUUAAUGCUUGUUAUUGCCUUGUGGUUUAUUGAGCUUCUGGAUGUGUGGAGCAAUUGCACUCAGCCCAUCUGUGCAAAAUGGACAAGGACUAAAGCCAAGGCGAACGAGAAGGCCACAAUUUCUGAAGGGCAUCCCGUGGAUCUCCCUGAUGUUGUUAUAACCUCACUCCCUGGUUCAGGAGCUGAAAUUCUCAAACAGCUUUUCUUCAACAGUAGUGAUUUCCUCUACAUCAAAAUUCCUACAGCCUACAUGAGUAUCCCUGAAACUGAAUUUGAACUUGACUCAUUUGUCGAUGCUUGUGAGUGGAAAGUCUCAGAUAUCCACAGUGGUCACUUUCGUCUUCUUCGGGGGUGGCUGCUGUCUUUGGUCCAGGACACAAAACUUCAUUUGCAGAACAUCCAUCUACAUGAAUCCAGUCGAAAUAAAGCGGCCCAGUAUUUUACAGCUAAUAAGGACAGAAAACGAAAAUUGAAAAGGAGGGAGUCUUUGCAAGAACAAGGAAGUAGAAUGAAAGGGACUUUUGACAGAGACGCUGAAUACAUACGGGCUUUGAGGAGACACCUAGUUUAUUACCCAAAUGCCCGUCCUGUGCUCAGCUUAAGUAGUGGCAUCUGGACAUUGAAGCUUCACUUUUUUCAGGAAGUUUUAGGAACUUCAUUGCGGGCAUUGUACAUAGUAAGAGACCCUCGAGCUUGGAUCUAUUCAAUGCUAUAUGGUAGCAAACCAAGUCUUUAUUCUUUGAAGAAUGUGCCAGAGCACUUAGCAAAGCUGUUUAAGAUAGAGGAAGGUAAAAGCAAAUGUAACGUGAAUUCAGGCUAUGCUUUUGAGUAUGAAUCACUGAAGAAAGCAUUAGAAACAUCCCAAUCAAAUACUGUCUCCUUAUUAUCUCAUCUGUGGCUAGCAAACACUGCAGCAGCCUUGAGAAUAAAUACAGAUUUAAUGCCUACCAGCUACCAUCUGGUCAAGUUUGAAGACAUUGUUCAUUUUCCUCAGAAGACUACUGAAAGGAUUUUUGCUUUUCUUGGAAUUCCUUUGUCUCCUGCCAGUUUAAACCAAAUACUGUUUGCUACAUCCACAAACCUUUUUUAUCUUCCUUAUGAGGGAGAAAUAUCACCAUCUAAUACUAAUAUUUGGAAAAAAAACUUGCCUAGAGAUGAAAUUAAGCUAAUUGAAAACAUCUGCUGGACACUGAUGGAUCGUCUAGGAUAUCCAAAGUUUAUGGACUAAAUGCUGCAGGUCAGCAAAAAUUUGCACUAAUGUGUCCCAACCUACUUUGUGGAUAUGAACUAGAAAAACUUUGUUUAUUCUUGUAUAUGUGUGUAUGUGUGUAGAGAGAGAGUGUGUAUGUGUGUGUGUGUGUUCAGUCUGUUAUUUGCACAGAGAGAUAUUUUAAAUAGGCACCAUAUUUGGCCUAGCAGGAUGUAUUUUUUAUGUUACCACUUUCCUUGCCUUGGUUUCUGAAUUUUUUUCUGCUAAAAUGUUUCUGCUACAGAGGUAUAUAUUAUGGGGGCCUGGGAAUAUGGGAAGAUUUUAAUGGAUUUUAACUCACCUUUGGAAAUUGUUAAUUUAUCUUGGGACCUCAAACACUACAAAAGGCCUUGCAACUGCUGCUUUAUCUAGUCAUCUCUUGUUCUUAAGAUGGACUACAAAUUUUUGUUAUGUUUUGAGAAGGUCUAACACUUAUCUUGCACAAAGAAAAAGAAAUAAAAAAGAAAAAAAAAUAUUUUGUGUAAUGUUCAGUGAAAUCACUGGGAAAUGAUAAAAGUUCCUUCUAGAACUUUUAGAAAAUAUAGAGGAAAAUAUAGAAUAAAGUUUUUUUGUCUUGCUUAAGAAAUAAAGGCUGUGGACAAUGCAUGAUGAAAUUUGGUGAACUGCUUUGAAAAUGGUUCUUUCACAUGUGCCUCCCUGAAGCUACAGCUGUUCACUGUCACACAAAGCCCACCCUAUCUAGCCUUUUUGUCAUUGUCAACAACAACAAAAUCAGUAGUUUUUACCUACAAACUACUUGCUUUGAAAGUCCCAACAUGCCUGUUUCUCCAAUAAUUAAUUUGUGUUAAAGACUGACACAGACAAUCAAAUUUAGUUGUGUGGCAUUACCGGUUUAUGACUCAAAGCAUCAGUAGUCUGCUGCCACUGGUUUGUUUUUUUUUUUUUUUUUUUGUGGGGGCGUUGGGGAGUGAUGACUAGAAAUAGAAUUAAAAAGCUGCCUGUUUUCUUUUGGGUAAAUGUACAGGCUGCCAGUGUCUGCAAAAGUUGAAAGCAAUUGAGAGAUGAUGUCAGAGGGAUCUGUUCCCUUUACCAUCUGCAUCUUGUUAUAAAUGUAGUCAACAUAAAAUGUGGCUCAUUUUACUUAGUUUCUCAAAUCAAAAAUGCUCUGCUAUUAUAAGCCAGUGGAGUAAUUACAAUGUGUUGGGUGAACAUUAUCAGGCAGCAUUGAGAUUUCAUAAUCUAUGCAGAUUGCAGGCUUUUUCCUGAUGUUUCAAACUACAGUUUCUUUAAGCUCUCUAACAUUUGGAGUCUGUCACUCUGACCUAGAUAAAGUGGUUUUUGUCUCAGUAGUUUGUUACUAUGUCUAACUGUGCCUCCUGAGUGAUAAAGCUGAGGGUUUGUAACAUUCCAACAGUACUUAACUUGACUGUCACUUCUAUUAUGGCCUGAGUGGAGAUUGCUCUGUGUCUCCUGUUAUUUGUUUUUCACAUAUAGGACUUAUAAUCUUGCCUUCAUGGUAAAAUGAGUAGAAUUUAAUAUAGAUUGAAGUCUUAAGUCUACAUUUUUAUUUUCAAGGAGGAUUAAUCUAUCUCACUUUUGUCAACAUGCAUGUAAAAUUGCUACAUCGAUGAUAACACUAUUUCCAUUAUUGGUCAGUCUCACUAUUUGAUUUCAAUUCCCAGAAUAUGAUCUCAAGUUAGAUCAAAUAGAGAAGCUCUGGGGUGGAAGAGCAGUACCUCACACUGAGGUAGGAUUUAGAAAUGGUGACAGGCACAGAGAAAACAUUGAAAGCUACUUCUGGCUUUCUUUAAAUAUUGUACAGACAUGUACCCAUGGGUGGAAGGUGGUCAAUGGGUUAUGUGAGGAAAAGAGGAAGAAGAGGUUUAGAAAAUAAAGAGUGAGUAAUUUUAAGAUGGGAUAUGGGAAUGUUUUACCGAUAAAUCACAAUGGAUCCCAGCUUUCUCCUUGACAGAGCAAUACAGAGCUAAACUCUCUUACCCCAGAGGAAAUGUGAGACGUCAGACUGUUUCAUUAUUUCCGUAAAGAAAAUCUUCCGAAGAAGACCUUUCAAGUGUCCUCAGAGAAGUAUUGUAUCCAGGAAAGGUAUCAAUUGAACUUGCCUGUGUAUGUCCAUGCAGAACGCUGCUGCCUUACAGUUUGAGUACUUAAGGUGAGUGACACUUUUGGCACAUCUUAGCUCUAAACACCCUCUGAACUUAUUACCAACUUGCAAAUGGAAUUAACAUUUUAAUUGCUUGUGAAGAAUAAGACCCUCUUAAAAUAUCAUAUGUGUUAAAGUCAUUCCUUUAUCAAUGUCCUCCAACUUAAGUCUGGUUGGUACAACUACUUGUUAAAAAACAGUGUUUGAAUUUUGAGAAACUGCUAUCAGAUGACAAUGUAGAGAAACAUUGGCAAUGAAGUUUUCAAAACUUUCCAACACGUAUAGAUUUACUCUAGAUGAAUAGAAAACAACCCAUCCUAAAGCUAGAACUCAUUUAGAGAUGAAAUUUUCAAAGCCUGGAUGUUAAAUUUGUGAAUUUGUUUAAAUUUAAUUUAUCAAGAAGAUACAAUGACACGUAUAUAUUAAGAUUAGAUUCCACAAAUAACACAUUUGGUUUCUUCAGACAAGCAAAAAGAUUUACUGCCUCCUAAGAAUUAAACAGGCCUUUUCAAAUUUUAAGAAAUGUAAGGUUCUGUUAAGUUAUGCUUUGUAAAUGUCUUCAAAGAAGCAUCUACCUUCUCACAUACUAGCAUGCCUUUAACAUUCCACAUCAUAUCAUGUUAUAAUUUCCACUGUCUGAGUAGCCAUUCUUGGUUGAGGGACAUCUAGGUUGUUUCCACAUUCUGGCAAAUAUGAAUAAAGAUGCUAUGAACAUAGGGGAGUAAAUGUCUUUGCUGUAUGGUGGAGCAUCUUUCUGGUGUAUGCCCAGGAGUGGUAUAGCUGGAUCUUAAGGUGGUAAUAUUCCUAAUUGUCUGAGAAAGUGCCAGAUUUUUCAAUGAUUUUUUAAAAUAUAGAACAAUGUCUUAUUUAUAUUUUUUUCUCUUCUUUGUGCUUAAUACUUGAAGGGACAGAGAAGGAAGAAGGCAGGAAGUAGUGCGUUAGCCUUCUUAUUAUACUCAAAUGAUUGUUUAAACAAUUGUAAAAGCUCUUGGAGUAUUAGAGUGUAUAAAACUUGAUUAAAAACAAAAGCUAUAAUCUGAGUACUUGCUAUUACAUUGCAGUUGUUUUCUUAUUUAUUCUUAAACUAUUGCUGUAUUUCUCUGGGUUUUUCUGAUAUGACUGUCUUGAUUCUAAUGUAUUAAUGUUGAUCUUCAAUUUCAACUAGUGUCUCAGGUUUUCAGAUUCUUCAGAUGUGCAGUAUUCUCCCAAAUGUUGUAUUCUUCUUUUCUUCAAAACUUAGACUUUAUACCUUGUAUAUCACUGUUGAAGGAGAAAAAACCCAUGCACACUGGACAGCCUUCAUAGUCUUCCCAUUUGUGGGAGCCAGGUCAGCCUAGAACACUGACUUUCCAGGCUGUUAAAAAAACUGCACAGAUUGUGUUAUCUGAAUGAAAGUCUGUAGUCACUAAAUAAGCACUGCUUCACCAAGCAUGGCAUGGUAGAGAAAAUGUUUUUUGUCCUUAUUUUACGAUAUUGAAAGAUUACUGUGAGGUUUUAUUUAUGUUUGUUUUCUUAAUUACAUGUUUACUUAUUACUCCACUUUAAUUGAAGCAACAGCUUUGUUGUAAAACUUCAAGUUGGGUGGAACUUUGAAACAUAUUAUUAUGAACACACACAUGUGUCUGACUACAUGGAUUCAUUUUCUAAUUAUGUUGUUAAAAAUAAUAUCCAAUGAUCUAUGCCCGUUUUCUUGUAUUUUCAUAAAUUUAUGUUUCAUAUAUUUGUGUCGCUGUUAAUAAAUUUACUUUA